This is a messenger RNA of Heterocephalus glaber (naked mole-rat), 7049 nucleotides long. It is a transcript of the gene Fzd4, whose product is annotated as frizzled class receptor 4. NCBI's taxonomy places the organism in Eukaryota, Metazoa, Chordata, Mammalia, Rodentia, Bathyergidae. Gene Ontology annotation, biological process: canonical Wnt signaling pathway; retina vasculature morphogenesis in camera-type eye; non-canonical Wnt signaling pathway. Gene Ontology annotation, cellular component: plasma membrane. The record is from RefSeq and is a predicted model, not a curated record. Gene Ontology annotation, molecular function: Wnt-protein binding; Wnt receptor activity.
AUUGGAGGGCCGCGCUGUCCGUCCGGCCCCGCCGCCGCCCAGCGAACCUCCAACGCCGCUUAGGACUCCGGCCGCGAAAGAGGCUAGGCGCUGAGGGCUGGCGGGCUUCUCCCGGGCGCACAGCAGGCUCGGCAGGCGCCAGGUUGUGGGCUCACUGCCUGCAGCCAUGACCGUCCUGGUCUGCCCUCUGGCCUCUGUCCGGGGCGUCUAAUUUCCCACACAGUCGCACUCCGCUGGUGGAGAGGCGGCCACUGCUCUCUCGUCGCCCUUGGCGCCUUAUCACACUCCCUUUCCUGGAGCUGGGAGCAGCGUGGGCAGCCGGCGCCCCCGUGCAAACUGGGGUGUCUGCUGGAGGAGCCCCCGCCGCCGCCGCCCCCGCUGCCCCAGACCCUGGCCAUGGCCUGGCCGGGCGCGGGGCCGGCCGCCCCCCGGGCGCCCGCAGGAAGUGUCGGGCUCAGUCUGGGGCUGCUGUUGCCGUUCCUGCUGCUUCUGGGUCCAGCGCAGGGCUUCGGGGACGAAGAGGAGCGGCGCUGCGACCCCAUCCGCAUCUCCAUGUGCCAGAACCUCGGCUACAACGUGACCAAGAUGCCCAACCUGGUGGGGCACGAGCUUCAGGCGGACGCUGAGUUGCAACUGACAACUUUCACGCCCCUCAUCCAGUACGGCUGCUCCAGCCAGUUGCAGUUCUUCCUUUGUUCGGUUUAUGUGCCAAUGUGCACAGAGAAGAUCAACAUCCCCAUCGGCCCAUGUGGUGGCAUGUGUCUUUCAGUCAAAAGACGCUGUGAGCCUGUCCUGAAGGAAUUUGGAUUUGCCUGGCCAGAGAGCCUGAACUGCAGCAAAUUUCCACCCCAGAAUGACCACAACCACAUGUGCAUGGAAGGGCCAGGUGAUGAAGAGGUGCCUUUACCUCACAAAACCCCCAGCCAGCCUGGGGAAGAGUGUCACUCCGUGGGAACCAAUUCUGAUCAGUACAUCUGGGUAAAAAGGAGCCUGAACUGUGUUCUCAAGUGUGGCUACGAUGCUGGUUUGUAUAGCCGCUCGGCCAAGGAGUUCACUGACGUGUGGAUGGCAGUCUGGGCCAGCCUGUGCUUCAUCUCCACCACCUUCACUGUGCUGACCUUCCUGAUUGAUUCUUCCAGGUUUUCUUACCCCGAGCGCCCCAUCAUAUUUCUGAGUAUGUGCUAUAAUAUUUAUAGCAUUGCUUAUAUUGUCAGGCUGACUGUAGGCCGGGAAAGGAUAUCCUGCGAUUUUGAAGAGGCUGCAGAACCUGUUCUUAUCCAAGAAGGACUUAAGAACACAGGAUGUGCAAUAAUUUUCUUGCUGAUGUACUUUUUUGGAAUGGCCAGCUCCAUUUGGUGGGUUAUUUUGACACUUACUUGGUUUUUGGCAGCUGGACUCAAAUGGGGUCACGAAGCCAUUGAAAUGCACAGCUCUUAUUUCCACAUUGCAGCCUGGGCCAUCCCUGCAGUGAAAACCAUUGUCAUCUUGAUUAUGAGACUGGUGGAUGCAGAUGAACUAACUGGUUUGUGCUAUGUUGGGAACCAAAACCUCGAUGCCCUCACUGGCUUUGUGGUGGCUCCCCUCUUCACUUACUUGGUGAUUGGAACUUUAUUCAUUGCUGCAGGUUUGGUGGCCUUAUUCAAAAUUCGAUCAAAUCUUCAAAAGGAUGGGACAAAAACAGACAAGUUGGAAAGGCUGAUGGUCAAGAUUGGCGUCUUCUCAGUACUGUACACAGUUCCUGCAACUUGUGUAAUUGCCUGUUACUUCUAUGAAAUCUCCAACUGGGCGCUCUUUCGGUAUUCUGCAGAUGACUCAAAUAUGGCAGUUGAAAUGUUGAAAAUUUUUAUGUCUUUGCUGGUGGGUAUCACUUCAGGAAUGUGGAUUUGGUCUGCCAAAACUCUUCACACAUGGCAGAAGUGUUCCAACAGAUUGGUGAAUUCGGGGAAGGUAAAGAGAGAAAAGAGAGGGAAUGGUUGGGUAAAGCCUGGGACAGGCAAUGAAACUGUAGUAUAAGUCUAGCUGUGAUCUGUGCUUUCCUCAUCUUGAAGAGGGGAAUGCCAGCAUUUCUAUGGAAGUGCUACUAGAAGUUUGAUGCAGUGAAUCUCAGUUUGAACAAACUAGCAACACUCAAAAGCAACCCCCAUCAAUCUACCACCCAUCACCCCUACCCAACAUCAUAAAAAACAGUGAUUUUGCUGCAGACUUUGGAAUGAUCCAAAAUGGAAAAGCCAGUUAGAGGCUUUCAAAGCUGUGAAAAAUCAAAAUGAUCACUUUAGCAGGUCGCAGCUUAGAGCAUGGAGGUCCUGCCUAGAUUCCAGAAGUCCAGGGUGAUGCUGUUUUUCCUUACAGGGUGGGAUUUGAGCUGUGAGUUGGUAACUUGCAGAAAGAAAGAUUAAUUUUUUUAACCCUUUAAAAUUUUAAAUACUAACUAGAUCUUUCAGAUAGCAAAGUGAUCUAUAAACACUGGAAACGUGGCGUUCAGAGAAGUGUUACAAGAGUUUUAUAGUUUGGCUGAUCUAACAUAAACAUCUUUUGUGGUGCACUGUCUUCUGUUUAAAAUUUUGUGGACUGCACUCCCAAGAGGUGGUGUCAAAAUAUUUCAGUGCCUUUGUCAUAAAACAGAAUUGUUUGAACAAACAAAGUACUGUUCUGACAAAUACAAGGUAUCCAGUGGAUUUUUUUCUUCUCUCUCCUCCUCUCUUGAAUUUCAACAUCUCUGUUCUAGGCUGCUGCUGUUUUCAUUUUACACUAAUGACUCAAAAAAGGUAUUUUUAUAGGAAUUUCUGCAAUGCAGCAUGCCUAAUGAGGGGGAAAAGAAGGGUGAUUCACUUUCUGACAAUCACUUAAUUCAGAGGAAAAUGAGAUUUACAAAGUUGACUUACCUUACCAACCCCAGAGACCUAUUGCAUUGAGCAAUGGGGACUUAAUAUAUUUUACUUUGUGUGAUUGCAUCUAUGCAGACGCCAGUCUGGAAGAGCUGAAAUGUUAAAUUUCUUGGCAACUUUGCAUUCACACAGAUUAACUGUGUAAUUUGUGUGUGUCAAUUACAAUUAAAAGCACAUUCUUGGACCAUGACAUAAUAUACUCAACUGACUUUAAAACUAUGGUCAUCUUGGAUUCUUAGACUGAUAGUGCCUUUUUCCCCCUUAGCAUAAGAAUGUUAUCAGAGUCUGGUCUACUUACCACACUGGAGACUUACUCAUUUUUGUAAAAAGAACUAAGGACAGCUAAGCCAACUACUAGGUGCAUAAUUGUUCCCUAGUAAUUGGCAAAGGCUCCUUAUAAGAUUUCAUUGGAGGCAGUGUGGCCUGGAGUAUUUAUAUGGUGCUUAAUGAAUCCCCAGAAUGGCAGCCAGGAGCUGGAUUGGUUAGCAGGGAAUAAAGUGUAGACCAUAUGAAAUGAACUGCAAAAUGUAACAGCACAGGUCUUAAUUGCGUUAUGUGGAAGUAUCCAAAGCCUUUAAAAUUUAUGCUUUAAUUUCUCUGCAAGGGGGUACCCCCUAGCAGCCUAUCAAAAGAUGCAGUUCUUUUAAACUUGUAGCUGGCCUUUUUCUUAAUCUGCCUUAGGCAUUCUAAUCACCAGAUCUCUGGGACAAUUUGUUGUCAAUGUCACAGGUUGCUCUCCUUGUAACUCAUACCUGUCUUUGCUUCAGCAACUGCUUCAAAGUGACUCAUUAUUUAUUAAUUCAUGCCUUUUUAAAAAUAGGUAGGAAAACUUUUUUUUCUUUUUGUGGAGAACCCUUUCCAGAGUCUCAAAAUUCCAAAUAGGUGAUCCCAUUGUGGAAAUAAGCAUGUCUUUUUAUUUUGGUUUAAGCUUUAUGCCCAUAGUUUGACAUUUUCCAUCCUUCUUUCCUCUUGUUUUUACAUGUUUUUGAGCUGUCCACAAUCAAGAUACAUAUAAGGUCCAUUGCAUGGUUUGUAAGGGAGGGUCCUGGGGCUUUUGAAAUAGAAGCUGAGCCUGGGUGGCCCCUGCUCCUUUGUGCAGUUGACUCUGGGUUAGGGGUCCAGGAACACGAGAACUGAUCACUGGAAGGACCAGUUUAACUCUAUUUGAGGCUGCGUUGCCCACAAAAUUUAAAAUGUGAACUCCUCAUGCUGCUUGCAAAUGGUUCCCAUAGCUGUUCAGGGCCCUGGAGCAUGCACCCAGGGCCAGAGUCUGCCCUUACUCACGCUCCGCCCUGGUGUCUUGGGAGUUGUGUGUAGAGUUUGGCCCAGGAAAGGGAAGGAGGAUCAUGCAGUGACUGAGUGCCCUUGCUGUUAGAGUAUAGGGGUUUGUAAUGCAAUUCCUUGUAAUGUUCCAGUGAUUGUAUGACCAAGGCAGUGCCUAGCAGAGGGCUGGGCAUGGAGUAGGCAUUGAUUAAAUAAUAUAACAACAGAAGAAUAAUUUGUUGAAUCUGGACACCUAAGUUCUUGGAGCGAGUGCCAUGACAAUUUUGGGGGUUUCACUUCUGAUCCACAGAUCUAUUGCCUUUUCUGGGAAAGGUACAUUUGAUUAGAAGUGGAUGUUGGUACAGACUGGAUUAGUAGCCUUAGCAAUGCCACAGUGUUAUCGGCCUUUCUUUCACAUUCCAGCCAAUGGAGAGUGUUUACAGUUUCAAGAAAGGAACUUUGUGGCUGAGGAGUUAGUUUCCAGUGUCCUUCAAGCAACUCUGUUCUGUUAAAUUGAUAUUUAGUUUUGAAAACCAAAAGUCAAUUAUCAUUUCAUGUACUGACUGCCCACUGUGUGUAAAACCCUGUGUUAGGUGCCUUAGGGAUGCCACGGAAGGUAAGCUCUGGUCUAAUGGAUGUAGGACAGAGAUGCCCCUGGGUAUGCUUAGCUUCUGGUUUCCUGAAGGUGUAGAGACCUCUGGAAUUCAAAUCAGUCUCACUGUAUCUUUUCCACAGACCUCUUUCUGGGUCUCUGUACCUUUAACAGAUCUUUCAUCCUUUCCCAGGAUUCCUUCUAAAUCAGUUACAGGGGUUGUGACAGAAAAGCUCUGCUUCAUGACAAUCUCUGUGGAAGUCCCUAGGAAGACUGAGAACAGGAUACAUGGAAACAAGUUCCUACACCUACUAUAGCUUUGUGGAUAGGCAGGUUGUGUUUCAGUUAUUCCUUGUGACUUGUACAGGCAUAUUUGAAGACAGUGUCUAACUUGGAAAAAGUUAGGUUGGUUUUUCUUUUUCCUCUAAAAUCUAGAAUAAAGAGGUCUGGUUGUAGCUUUUACAAAACUCUCUUGCCUCCAGAGAUUUUAUUAAACUGGACCAAGGGCACCUCAGUCCAACCUCCUCUCUGGCAGACUUUUUUCCUGCUUCAUAAAGUUCAAACCUCAAAACAGAAGAACAUGAGGUGGAAUUGGCCAGAACUAUCUGGUUACGCUAUUUGAUUCAUAUCCGUCUUCCUUUAUGGAGCCCCAUUUCCUGAUUGUUGAUUCUACUUCCAGGCUGGCAGCUUGCUCAGGACCCUGAAACUGGAGAAAGGGUGAUACUUUUCAUUUCUCUGAGAUGCUUGUUGAUUUUUAUUUCUUUCUUUCUUGUGUCACUCCCUUACCUGCAUUCCCCAGAAACAGAAUCUGGAAAACCUCUGUAUUAGAUUCUGCAUUGUGAUUCUAUUGAGCACUCCCAGCUCUGAACUCCCUGGCUCCUUUGGCUUCCUGGUCAUGGAAUUAAGUUGUUUCUUUUUAUGUUGAGAACCAAGCUGGUACCUGGGGACUCGAGGAGGAACUCAGCAUCUGCAGCCCAAGGGGGACAGGCUCAUUUAAAGGGAUUUCACCAGGAUGGUGUGAUCUUGGCUUCUGAUCAGGUAACUACAGCAGCAGUUACAAAAGGGAACUGGAGAGCACAGACUUUGGAAGGAACCUCUUAAAAUCAGACUACAUCUUGAAUUUCAUUCUUGUGAUACAGGGAACUGGAAAGAGUUACUCUUCUAGCCAGUCAAGUCCCGGGACUCUGAUAAUUUUCUUUGUUCCUUUAUUGCGUUUGAGUUCAGAGUCCAUGUCUGGGUUUGCAUUGUGUCCGGCAAAGGAUCUGGGUUAUCAUUUUUCUUCUGUGGCUAGGUCAUAGAUCUUGGAAACUCCUGAGACAGUAUUGUUCUCCGACCAAGGAUCAGAUACUAGAACCUUAAAUAAUGGAUUUUGUUUCACUGUAGCCUGGAUAAAGCUCUCUGCUGCUGCCUAUUGCCAUGCAAAUGUGGAAUAAUGGCACGCUUGACAGUACUGGGAUGGAAGUGAACCAUGGAUCCCACUGACAUGCCUCUUCCCCUGGUAAGCCUAGUUGGCCCCAUAGUGGCUUGUUUGUUUCUUAUUUACCUUAUUUCACCUCUUUGUAUCAGAUUCCUAAUAUUCACCCAAGCAGUUUGUAGAGGACCUUUUUGGGAUCCCAUAUGAGCCAUGUCCUCAAAACCUUUGUACCUCUUUUUGUUUCCUGCAAUAUUCAGUACAUGACCACUGUCAUUCCAGAAAGCUUCUGAAAGGAGGGUUGAGAGCAGUUCUACCCCACAAAGUUUGGGUCUAUCUUCCCUCUCAGGUUGUUAAAAAUUCCCAGUCCUGUUCAUGGGCCCUGACUUCAUUGUGGGUUUUAGGAGGAGCGGGCUGCUUUCUCCAUCUCUCCCAGUGGGGCAUACAGAUGGUUCUGAGUUUUUCUACCUCACAGGGAUGUUGUGAGGCUUUAGAAAGUCUAAAGAUGAAGGCCUCUUGAGCUCUUCAUAAGAAAAGUGGACUCAGGUGCAGUCUUCAAAAAGGUCAAAUAAGACUCAGCCUGCAUUCUGUGGUGGUCAAGCUAGUUGCUCCCUGGCCUUUUCUUGGUUCCUCGCACCACCCCAUAGCUCCAGAAACCUGGAGGCCAACCUGGGGGACUUUCUGAUGUUCAAUAUAGAGGUACCAGGCAAAUUCCUGUACACAUGCCCUGAAUGAAUUGCUGAAUUUCAAAGGGAAAAGACCCUGCUUUUAAGGAUGUACAAAAGUAUGUCUGCAUUGAUGUCUGUACUGUAAAUUUCUAAUUUAUCACUGUACAAAAAAAACCCCUUACUAUUUAAUUUUUGUAUUAAAGGAAAAUAAAGUUUUGUUUAUUAACUGA